GCUGUGGACUCCGGGCAGCGGCUCGCGCGGCGGACGAGCCCGAACGCGCUGGCCAUGGCCUCCAACUUUAACGACAUAGUCAAGCAGGGCUACGUGAAGAUACGCAGCAGGAAGCUGGGGAUUUUUAGGCGAUGCUGGUUGGUGUUCAAGAAGGCAUCCAGCAAAGGACCCAGAAGGUUAGAAAAAUUUCCAGAUGAGAAGGCAGCUUAUUUCAGAAACUUUCAUAAGGUAACUGAGCUGCAUAACAUCAAAAAUAUAACCAGAUUGCCUCGAGAGACAAAGAAGCAUGCCGUGGCAAUUAUCUUUCAUGAUGAGACGUCGAAGACAUUUGCCUGUGACUCAGAGCUGGAGGCGGAGGAGUGGUGCAAGCAUCUGUGCAUGGAGUGUCUGGGGACGAGACUGAACGACAUCAGCCUCGGGGAGCCUGACCUGCUGGCAGCCGGGGUGCAGCGGGAGCAGAACGAACGCUUCAAUGUGUAUCUGAUGCCAACACCAAAUCUGGAUAUUUACGGUGAAUGCACCAUGCAGAUCACGCAUGAGAACAUCUAUCUCUGGGAUAUCCACAAUGCCAAGGUCAAACUGGUGAUGUGGCCGCUCAGCUCCCUGAGGAGGUACGGCCGAGACUCAACGUGGUUCACCUUUGAGUCAGGAAGAAUGUGUGACACAGGAGAAGGACUGUUCACUUUUCAAACAAGGGAAGGAGAAAUGAUCUAUCAGAAGGUGCAUUCUGCGACACUGGCCAUAGCUGAGCAGCAUGAAAGAUUAAUGCUAGAAAUGGAGCAGAAGGCCCGGCUUCAGACAAGCUUGACUGAGCCCAUGGCGUUACCCAAAUCGAUCUCGCUCCCUCGCAGUGCGUACUGGCAUCACAUUACUCGUCAAAACAGCGUUGGGGAAAUCUACAGUUUGCAAGGCCACGGGUUUGGUCCUACAAAGAUGUCCCGGGCACAGACGUUUCCCAGCUACUCCACAGAGCCCAAUGAAGAGGUUCAGCCGCCUUUGUCACGGUCCAGCAGCUACGGAUUCAGCUACAGCUCCAGCCUCAUUCAAUGACACCCAGAGAGCCAACGCUGACCAGAGACAGUCUGUCCUGGACCCGCCUGGAGGGGCGUUGCGCCCUCUGCCUCCUGGAAGACCUACUGCAGUACAAA
This is a messenger RNA of Ochotona curzoniae (black-lipped pika), 1148 nucleotides long. RefSeq names its product docking protein 6 (gene DOK6). The coding region runs from base 55 to 1050 and encodes 331 amino acids. The record is from RefSeq and is a predicted model, not a curated record. Lineage: Eukaryota; Metazoa; Chordata; Mammalia; Lagomorpha; Ochotonidae. Gene Ontology annotation, cellular component: cytoplasm. The transcript has 8 exons. Gene Ontology annotation, biological process: cell surface receptor protein tyrosine kinase signaling pathway; positive regulation of MAPK cascade.